GCUGUGCAUGCGGCUGUUCAGGCGGCGGCGGCGCUGGCGCAACGGCAGCGCGACUAAUCUGGCGGCAGGGGGGCACCGCCGAGUCACCUCCCUCAACUCCUUCGGCUCACUUGCCUCCCUCACCGGCACAGAGCUGGUGGGUUUGGAGAGGAGAGCGGUGUCCUAUGGGUCGAGGCUUUCCUCUCUGGGGAGCAGCUAUGGCAGCAAGGCCAAGCUGGUGCGGCCGGCCAGCCAGCAGAAGUUUGUCAUUCUGAGCGAGAUAGAGAAAGGAGAGUUGUAAAGCCCCAUCAAUUCUGCCUGCAGUUCACCUGUUAUUGUGUCAGAGCAGUCGUAGGCAGAUAGGCCAUGCUUGUUGGCUGCGCAGUGUGCCAGUGCACACUAUAAGGCUACUUCUAGACAUAUGUAUGGGCAUUGCAUGCUACAUAGGUAUCAAGAAAUGGAUCAUUUCUGGGCUUGAAUAUCAGAAGGGGUGGCCUGCAUUUUGUGCGCACAUGCAUCCUAGGCCUGCCAAGUGUCUUGAGUGUUGCCAUUCUUGUUUAUGAGCUUGCAAUGCAUGCAUCUCAAGAGUAGAGACGUCUUUGUCCACAAUGUACGAUUGCCUUUGUAAGUACGGGUUGAUCUUGAAACGUUGUACCACUACUGUACUGGUGGCACCAGCUGGCAACCAAUGUGGUACCACCAGCGUGUCCACCAGUUGGCUUUGGCCCAGCUGAAAGCUUUUCACAC
Molecule: messenger RNA, 726 nt
Organism: Coccomyxa subellipsoidea C-169
Lineage: Eukaryota; Viridiplantae; Chlorophyta; Trebouxiophyceae; Coccomyxaceae
Exons: 2
Coding region: 8-280 (90 amino acids)
Source: RefSeq, a predicted model, not a curated record